AAUAUAUCUUUAUUGUAUGACUUAUAUCGACUUGCAUUUGUAAAUUUUAAAAUUGUGCCUCUUUUCUGCAAUAGAUUAUUAGGGAGUGGCUCUUCCUUUUGUAAAUUUUAAUGUGCUGCCUAUACAGAGAGUCUACAGAGAUGUUAGUUUUCUUGCAUGAACUUUCAUUGAUGGUGUCAGACAAUAUGAACCAUUUUUUAAUUAAACAUUAUUCAGCUUAACAGACAUAGAGGACACAAUAGUUUUUGUAUUUUGCUUAGCUGAGGAUAGCAAAAAAUUAUGUUUGCAGUUAAGACUUUGGAUCCAUAAAUAUUUCUGUUUCCACUACAAGUUAUGCACCCCUAGUGUGUUGGUGUUUCUUAAUCUGUUGUUUUAACUGAGCUGUCCGUGAAACCAUGACCAGAAUUUCUUUACUUGAAUUCUGACUUAGCUGUAAAUUUCUAGGCAGUUUGCAUUCUGUAGUAGAGAAGGUUCCAGAUUUUUCAUGCUAUUGUGGACCAUGGUGGGAGAUAAAAUUCUCAAAGACGGCAGAUUUUGAAAUUUCUUCGGAAGGGGAAAUAUAUUUUCAGUUGAUUGAUGUGUCUAAAAGAAUGGUGGUAUCUCUCUCACUUUUCUGUUAGUUUUUGUGGAUCUUUGUUGAUUUUCUAGGAUUACAAGGAGAUAAUGACAUGUUUGCUGAAUCUGAAAGACAUGAGGGGGGCUGUUUAUGCAUGGCGAUGCACCUGCAGGGGAGGUUUUGUCAUUUGGCUUCAGGAUGGUUUUCCAGAUGUCCUGGCAUGUGGUUGAAAUCCCAGAAGUCUUCAGCAAUUAUACAUGGUGACUUUGGCUGGAUAUGCAUGUGGCGUUAAGCUUUUAGCCUUGACAUUGCCAGCAUGAGUGAAACUGGGAAGGAGUAGCCAUUACCAGCAUGGAUGAAACAGGGGAGCAGGGAUGCCCUGUUUGGCAAUACGCCUUCCGUCGGUGCCUUGGAAACUGCUGGACAAUUUGAAGGGAUGCAUGUCUUUGGGGUAGAACCUUCUAGUCCUAUUAGAAGAUGGUGGGGAGAGUAAAAUUCAGGUUUCCGGUUAAGAUUUGCUUUCGGAAAAUGAGGGAGGCCUAACAAAACGGAGUGCCACGUUGUUCCCUGACAGCUACAACUAUCUAGAAGUCUUCAGGGAAGUAAAGCAACCAGUUUUCUGACAACCCACAAGCCUAAAUUUACAGUCUCCGGUUAAAAUCGGAAGAACGGAGAGUAGGGGAGCAAACCUCAGAUGACGAUAUCUUGUCUUGGUGGAUGGGAACGACGGCCGCAAAUGCAAUGGCUAAUAUAUUUGAAGUGACUAAUACCACGAGAUGAGCAUGGUGUAGCGCGCGUUGAUCUUUGACAAUGGCACUCUGGUGCCACCUGUGCAUCCUAUUCAACAGCCGAUAUGUUAUACUACUACAGAAGGUCAAGUGUAUCCAUUCCUCUGACUUGUUCACAACUACGACACAAAGGUAUCCUAAUCAGGAGAUGGAUACGAGUUGAGAGGUUUCAUCCCUAUAAUGAACCCCAACAAGAUUUUCCCCACUUCAACAGAAACAGAACCUAUGGAGCUCAGACACCCUAGCGGCAAGGAUGAGAGCCUGUUCAUGUGCUCUGAACUCUACAUCGCAGCGUUCAAGGGACGCACACAGGAGGUCGCCGGCCUCCUGACUGGAAGAAACAUCAGCGGCAUACCGGCGGCAGCUCGUCACGGCGGGCCUGCUAAGGUGGCCGGUCACGGCGGACGAUGCACGGCCCAUGAGGUCACGGCGGAGCGUAACACGGUCCUCCACAUCGCCGCCGGGCAGGGCCAUGGCGGCCUCGUCGCCGAGCUCUGCUACAGCUACAGCUCCCUCCUCUCCGCCGUGAACAGGGCGCUGGACACGCCGCUGCACAGCGCGGCGAGGGCAGGCCACGCCGACGCCGUGGAGACAAUCGUACGGUCGGCCCGAGCCAACGUGGAGGAAGACGCCCUCCGGGGGAUCCUCCACGGCAAGAACGAGGCCGGGGACACCGCGCUGCACGUCGCGGCGAGGCAUGGUCACCUCGCGGCGGUGGAGACGCUCGUGAAGCUGGCGCCGGAGCUGGUGGCGGAGACGAACGGUGCCGGAGUGUCGGCCCUGUACCUAGCGGUGAUGAGCGGGUCGGUGGAUGCCGUGAGGGCGAUCGUCGUCUCGGUCUCGCACGGGGACGCGUCGGCUGCCGGGACGGACUCGCAGAACGCUCUGCACGCUGCUGUUCUCCAAAGUUCAGAAAUGGUUGCUCUGCUCUUGCAAUUGAGGCCAGCACUCGCCGGCACUAUCGACGCGAACAAGAGCAGCCCUCUGCACUUUGCCGCAUCUGACGGGGACUGCUUGAUCAUCGAAGCGCUCCUAGCGCAUUCACCGCCAAGCACUGUAUAUCUCCAGGAUAAUGAUGGCAUCUCAGCUCUGCACGCCGCGGCACUGAUGGGCCAUGUCGCCGCUGUCCGGUUGUUGCUACGAUUGUACCCCGCUUGUGCAGACAUUUGUGAUGACCGCGGUAGAAACUUCCUGCACGCUGCAGCCAUGAGGGGCCGCUCCUCCAUCGUGUCUUAUGUUAUAAAGAACAAGAUGCUGGAGCAUCUUAUGAACUCCCAGGACAGGGAAGGAAAUACGCCGCUCCAUUUGGCUGUGGUGGCUGGGGAACACAAAGUUAUAUCCAAGCUGUUAGCAUGUAAGAAGGUGCAUUCCCACGUUAUGAACAAUGAUGGCCGGACUCCAGCUGAUCUCAUAGAGGAUUCUACAGGGUUCUACUCAAUGGUAAGGCUAGUAGUGAAAUUCUAUGUUAAUGGAGCACCAUUCAGACCAGAGAGGCAAGACCAUAUAGAGAAAUGGAAGGGUCAGAAUAUCAUGAAAUGGCGAGAGACCACAUCGAAAAAUCUCGCAAUUGUCUCCACUCUAGUGGCGACGGUCGCCUUCUCGGCAGCAUUCAACGUGCCUGGAUCAUAUGGGUCUGAUGGAAAGGCAAAUCUUGGCGGAGAUCGUUUGUACAAUGCCUUCCUAGCCCUGGAUACCAUCGCUGUGACCACUUCCGUGGUUGCGACGAUACUGUUGAUAUAUGGGAGAGCUUCGCGGUCACACCGCUCGUGGAUCGGCUUCAUGAUCUCGAUGCACUUCCUUUGGCUGGCAUUGAACAGCAUGAUGCUAGGUUUCUUCAUGGCUAUAGCCGCUGUGAUGAGCGAUAAGAAUCCCAUGAAGAUCGCAUUGUCUCAGCUGAUGUACCUUGGAUUGUACAUCAUGAUGACGCUGCUUGCAUGCCUCGCAACGCCUGGAUCACUUGGAGGAGUUGUGCAGUUUUUGGUUGGCAGUAGGUCGGAACCACGACGGCGUUCCAAGAGACGCAUAAGCCGGCAAUUUCCCUUUGUCAUGUUUUAUGCCUUCAACGUUGUUGCAUUCAUCAUUGUAAAUACUAUAGUACUUGUAUCUGUUAAUGUCAGUGGCCGCUUGCCACGGUAGAAUUGCUCAGUUAACAACAUGCAAUUUUUUUAGGGUUGUUUGGUA
Lolium perenne is the source of this 3525-nucleotide messenger RNA. RefSeq names its product protein ACCELERATED CELL DEATH 6. The record is from RefSeq and is a predicted model, not a curated record. NCBI's taxonomy places the organism in Eukaryota, Viridiplantae, Streptophyta, Magnoliopsida, Poales, Poaceae. Gene Ontology annotation, molecular function: protein binding. Gene Ontology annotation, cellular component: plasma membrane.